Penaeus vannamei (Pacific white shrimp) is the source of this 867-nucleotide messenger RNA. The record is from RefSeq and is a predicted model, not a curated record. Lineage: Eukaryota; Metazoa; Arthropoda; Malacostraca; Decapoda; Penaeidae.
AUGACCAAGGCGUUGUCCCGCGUGACGGCGUUAGCAGUGACUCCCCGCGAGCAAGUCACCCCGCAGGCCUGUGAGUCCUUCCAUGGCUCCUUGGUCCGCCAGCAAGUCCGCUUCUGCAAGGACAACCCGGACUUCAUGGACUCCGUCAAGCGCGGCGCCAUCUGGGCCAUCGACGAGUGCCAGUUCCAGUUCCGGACGCGGCGAUGGAACUGCUCCACGCUCAACGACGAGACGAUCAAAGAGUACAAGAAGAGGAUGAAGCCCAAGAACACGCCAGAGACGGUGAUGGUGAGCAACAAGACGGAGCGCGCGGUGCCUGUGACGAGCCCCCCCGAGGCCCUCCAGUCCGUCAAGCCCAACUCGGCGUCGGCGAGAGACGCCUCCCCGCUCCCGAGGACCUCCGCCAGGCGACGCAGAGGCAAGAAGCGCAAAAAAUCCAAAGGCAAGCGCAAGACCGGGGUCGUCGGCUUGUACCCCAUUGUACCCCAAGGUGUUGUUCUCCGCGCAGGUACCCGCGAGGCGGCCUUCGUCCACGCCAUCUCGUCGGCGGGGGUCGCGCACGCCAUCACCCGCCGCUGCUCCUCCGGGGAGCUCGACGUGUGCGGCUGCGACCGGUCCGUGCGAGGCGUCACUCCGCACGGCUUCCAGUGGUCCGGCUGCUCCGACAACAUCGCCUACGGCGUCUCGCUCUCCAAGAGGUUCGUGGCGCGACCACGGAAGUUGGUGCAGCGGAACAAGGCCCGGGGCAAGAAAGUGAGCAGUCGAGCCCUCAUGAAUCUGCAUAACAAUGAGGCUGGCCGUAAGUAUUACCAACGACAGACGGUACCUGUGCACCAUAGAAUGACAUUCGAGGGGAAUGUUUCAUAG